CUGGCUCUCACGAGGAACUAUUGCCGAUCCCUGUAUCGGCGAACACUAGCCUUUAUUAUGGGGGACAGGUUCGACUAUCUUCGUGAUCCCCGCCCAAGUCACAUGUUUAAAAAGCUUGUCCAGCUGACUGAUAACAACAUUGCAGGCCGGUCGCUUAGGUAGCAGUAGGCAGGGUGGAGAAGCACGCCUUACAACCAACUGUUUAAAAACAUUUCUGUCAACAACCAGAAGCUACCUUUAACCACUACAUCACUUUUCAAGUAUUUCAACUUCAGGGUAGUCCGAAAUCGUAGUCGUCGAGCUUGGAAAGGGGGGAGGCUACCAGCGAGAGGCAGCUUUUAGGCUUGGUGGAGAGGGAAACAUUCGCUAUAUCCUCGGACUGAACAUGGCAAUGUCCCUCAUCCAAGCCUGCCGCAGUCUAGCUCUCUCAACAUGGCUGCUAUCCUUUUGCUUCGUGCAUUUGCUGUGCCUGGACUUUACGGUGGCGGAGAAAGAAGAAUGGUACACCGCGUUUGUCAACGUUACUUAUGUGGAUCCCGUGACUUCAGAAAUCAAAACAGAGAAGACUGAGUGUGGAAGAUAUGGCGAGCACUCCCCCAAGAAAGAAGCAAGAGGGCAAGUGUUGAUGCCUUUGCAAGAGAGACAAGCUUGCGACCCGAACGUUAAGUAUCCCCUGCCUUAUCAAAACAAUGCUUGGAUGGCGUUGAUAGCUGCGGGGAAUUGUACAUUCAGAGAUAAAAUUCGCAACGUCGCUGCAUUCCACAACGCAUCUGCAGUCAUAAUUUAUAACGUGGGCUCCACUAAUAUCAACGAUACCAUAACAAUGCCUCAUCAAGGUACGGGGGAUAUCGUGGCGAUCAUGAUUCCGGAACCCAAGGGUCGGGAGAUCGCUGCUCUACUAGAACGCAACGUCACGGUGACCAUGCACAUCACCAUAGGAACGGUGGAACCUUCAGAGUAUGUGAGCAGAACGUCGGUGGUGUUUGUCUCCAUCUCCUUCAUCGUCCUGAUCAUCUCCCUGGCAUGGCUCAUCUUCUACUAUAUACAGCGGUUCAGAUACGCCCAACGCUCGCGACCGCAAUCAGGCACGGUUCACUCCCACCUUGACUGUGCAGAAGACAUUCCGCCAGACUAUGAGGAUGUCAGUGAGUCUGCCACCAACGCGAAUCACAGGGCCAGAGAGACUUCACGGUGGAACGGGGAGAGAGCUCAGGAAACGGAGUCUGACUUUGACAACUGUGCUGUGUGCAUCGAGGGCUAUAAAGCGAAUGAUGUUGUUAGGAUAUUGCCGUGCAGGCACAUCUUCCAUAAAAGCUGUGUGGACCCCUGGCUUCUGGACCAUCGGACUUGUCCCAUGUGUAAAAUGAACAUCCUCAAAGCGCUGUAG
Messenger RNA from Oncorhynchus tshawytscha (Chinook salmon), 1387 nucleotides. RefSeq names its product RING finger protein 150-like. The transcript has 5 exons. The record is from RefSeq and is a predicted model, not a curated record. Bases 386 to 1387 code for a protein of 333 amino acids. Lineage: Eukaryota; Metazoa; Chordata; Actinopteri; Salmoniformes; Salmonidae.